Caenorhabditis angaria is the source of this 2262-nucleotide messenger RNA. The record is from the annotation of a GenBank genome assembly. Lineage: Eukaryota; Metazoa; Nematoda; Chromadorea; Rhabditida; Rhabditidae.
AUGGCGGCAGUUUCAUCGAACUAUAAUUUGAGUAAUACAAUCACAACAACAACAUCUGUGAUUAUCGAUGAAGAUGGAGAUUCUAGAGAUUCUGGAAUAUCUGUUUCGAACUGUUCGCCUGAAACCGAAACCGAAAUCGCCAUCACGAAUCCAAUCACAAACAAGCCAAAUGAAAAAGUAGCCACUCAUCGACACCCGCUUUCUGACUGCUCAAACUUGGCCAACAAGAUGCUCUUGAAUACUUCAUCGCGGAACUCUUCUUUGUAAGUUAGAUACGGUGAAAAUAUCUCUCGAAAUAGAAAUUCAGCUACCAUGACACACCAACUGGAAGAAAGACCAAAUCUGUUUUUGCCAUGCAAGAUGAUUCGCUCGAUCAAUCAGUCUAUGAGAAACACCUUGUCGAAUCGCAGGUAAAGGUUUUUAUCAUUUUUUGAUUCAUUUCAUUUUUUAGUUACACGAUCAAAAACAAAUCCAACGUGAAAGAUGUCAUUCUUUUGAACUCGAAGAAACCAGGAGCUUAACACGUAAAAGAAGCAGUUCUUCAUCAACAUCUUCAACAACAUCGUUAAGAAAAAGAAGUAGAAACUUGUACAUUGAUUCAAACAUUGAAGAUACCGUCAAAGAUUCUGAAUUUUUCCGAGAAACAACUGUUCACCAAACGAAAUUAUCUAUACCAACUGUUUCAUUGAAAAACACGUUGCUACAAGCAAAAUCGUUGCUCAAUAUCGCUGAAAAAUCGGAAUCGCAUUGCUCGUUAGGCUAUAAGCGAAACGCAUCGGACGAUUCUUUCAAUGAUUCGAGCAAUCGAUUAGCUUCUUUGGGAGUUGUUCAAGUUAAAACAAUGCGAACGAUGAGUGUUGGAGCAAUUGGUGCCGAUCCAGAUAUUCAAUUACCAAAUGUUUUGGAAGUCGUAAGUUUGUAUUUUUAAAAUAAGGCGUGAUUAAAUUGAUUUUUUUUUUCAGAAGUAUCGCCUAGCAGCAGUCGAAAAACCACAAAAAGAGUCGCAAGCAUUUCGAAGUAUAUCACCAUUAACACUACUCGACGAGUUCGAAAAACUUGGUGAAGAUUUUUUCUCAACGUUCAUUAUAAUUGAUUGUCGAUAUCCUUAUGAAUAUCAAGGUGGACAUAUAAAAGGUUCAAUAAAUGUUUAUUGUCCUUCGGAAAUUGAACGAGUUUUCUUUCCAAAUGAUCCAGCAAAUAUAAUUGAAAAACGAAUUCCAAUUUUUUAUUGUGAAUUCAGUCAAAAACGUGGACCUGCAAUGGCAGCAAAGUUGAGAUCAUUGGAUAGAGUAAGAAACGAAUUGAAUUAUCCACACGUUGAAUAUCCGGAGAUUUAUCUUUUGGAUUAUGGUUAUAGAUCUUUGUGGAGUAAAGAAGAAUGUCGUAGUAUGUGUGAACCGCAGAAUUAUGUGCCAAUGGAUAAGCCGGAAUUUGUGAAACAACUUCGUACAUUUAGAGGGGCUCGAUUGAGAUCGAAUGCGAGUGUGAAGUCGUGUAUAGAUUUAUCUAUAUCAAAGAAAUCGGAACAUGGAUCGCUUCGAAAAUUUUCGCACCGAUCUUUACGGAAACAUGAAUCAUUUCAUAGUGUGAGUUUUUUUUUCGUAAUAAGACAAUUUCUCAUUUAUUUUUUUUAUUUAAAAUUAGGCUUUUCCGCGUGACCUCUCUUUUUUUUUUGAAAAUUAUAUUGGGGUAUUCCAUUAUUUUUGUUUUCUUUGAAUCUAUCGGUCAGUUGAUUCUCCUCAUUAUCUACAAAUAUAGUAACGAUUUAAAUUUCGAAAAUGAAAAUAUUUCAGAUUCGCUCUGAUCUUUCAACUUCACUCUUCAACAUGUCGAAUGAUGAUGUAUUUUCGGAGACUAGCGACAAAGGAAGUUUUCAAAUUUCGAGAAAAUGGGCUUCGGUUUUGAACACAAGUACAGCAGGAUCAGAGGUAGGUAUUUUUCUUUUAACUAGGUUCACAUCUAAAAAUCAAAUAACAGGUGGACGUCGAUGUUCAAUUAGAACAAAUCACAACAUCUACCGUCUCCUCUGAUGAUCAGAAAAAAGAGGAAAUCAAAAAGAUUGAACCAAUAAAAUUAUUGGAGAAUUUGGUGGCCGAGGAGCGUGUCAAAACCGAAGAAACAGAAAAUGUUGUCAAAUUGGGUCUUCGUAUCGAAAGUCCACAUUUUCCACAAGAGUUGGUCAAUACAGAUGGUUCUUCAGUUGCUGAUCAGCCAUCACCAAGAACUUGUCUCGAUUUUUCGUCAUUAUCUGAUACGGAAUAA